AUGGUACAGGCAUCUUAUCAAGCAUUUCUGUAUGUCACAGUGCAACCCUUGGAAGGAAGAGCUCGUUGUAAUUAUGUAAAUCUGCGUAUGAUAAAUGGGGACAGACUGAAGACAGCUAAGACUCUAGUGGACAAGGCAAUAAAGGAGAAGAAAGUGUUCUCGGUGCUGGGUCCCUAUCCUGUAAUCCGUGCAGGCCUGCGUGCAAGAGGAUGGGUGGAGCGGCGACUACCACGGCCCUCUGUCCCCCAGCCCCGUCGACGUGAUCUUGAAACAGAAGUCACAGAUGAGGGUGACAGCAGUGAUGAUGAUGACUUAGGUGAGGAGGGAGAGAGGGACGAUGAGGCAGAUGAUCUGUACGAUCUAAUGACACGGUUGGUUCGCAAUGAGAUGCCAUAUUUCUACUGGACAACCAAGAGGGAUUCAAUCGACUGUCGGUCUUUACGUAAAGACCAGAUGACCAAUCAUUACGCAAAGGCGGGAUCUUUCACCACCAAGGUUGGUUUGUGUAUGAAUUUAAGAAAUCUGCAGUGGUUUGAUGCAGCAGAUCCAGAUACAUUCUUCCCACGCUGCUACAGACUGGGGGCGGAGAAUGAUAAACAUGCUUUUAUUGAGGACUUCAGAAGGACUGCAUGCACAAGUCUACUGCUGUAUGUUUUGGAGAAGUAUGGAGGGGAUUCAGAGUGGGAGAGGACCGGAGAGGUGUAUGAUGCUAAAUCUCAUGGUCUGAGCAAGCCGCGUAAACAGUAUGCCAAUCAGAGGGUUGGAAUCUCGAUAAUUGACAAUGCAUUGCAUAUUUGUCAGGAGUAUCUGAACAGUUUAGAACACUGUGACAUAGACAUCACUUUGGAAACAAUCCCUACCCUCUCAGAGCAACAGUGGAAGGUGUUUCUUCGGAAUUAUUAUUUAGUUAUUCAUGAAGGACUGACGAUAGAGGGCUGUGAAGCUUAUGUGGAGCGUUGUAAAUGCAUGCUGGAGCAGAUGAGUCGUGUUUGCCCUCAGAUGGAGACUGAUGGACUCUGCAACAUCUGGAUCAUUAAACCUGGGGCCAAGUCACGAGGCAGAGGUAUAAUGUGCAUGAACAGGUUGGAUGAGAUAUUGAGUUUAGUAAAUGCAGACCAUGGCAUCAUGAAGGACAGUAAGUGGGUGGUGCAGAAGUACUUGGAGCGGCCUCUCCUCGUGCAUGACACUAAGUUUGAUGUAAGACAGUGGUUCCUGGUCACAGACUGGAACCCUCUUACUGUGUGGUUCUACCGUGAGUGCUACCUCCGAUUUUCCACCCAGCCUUACUCCACUCAUACAUUGGAUAGUUCUGUACAUCUUUGCAACAACUCCAUCCAGAAGCAUUUUCAACCAAGCCCAGAUCGCAGUCCUUGUCUACCCGCUGAGUGCAUGUGGUCAUGUUCACAAUUCCGCUCCUGGUUGGCUGCUUCAGGCCAGGAUGAUCUGUGGGAAGGGGUGGUUGUUCCAGGUAUGCAAAAGGCCGUUAUCCAAACUCUCUUGACUGCACAGGACAGUGUGGAAUCUCGCAAAGCUAGUUUUGAGCUCUACGGUGCUGACUUUAUGCUGGGACGGGAUUUGCGACCUUGGCUGUUGGAGAUCAAUGCCAGCCCCACCAUGGCACCCUCCACAGGGGUCACAGCUCGACUCUGCCCCGCUGUACAGGAAGACACUUUGCGGGUGGUGCUGGAUCGACGCUGUGACCGCAACACUCACACUGGCGGCUUCCAACUCAUAUACAGACAGGCAGCAGUAGAAGUUCCUCAGUAUUUGGGAGUGAAUCUUCUCGUGGAGGGGACUUCAAUCAGGCGUCCUCGUGCCCCUGUUUACAAGCCUCUUAUUCAGUCUCACCCUGAUCCGCUAUCAAAAUCCAGCAGUCACAAGUCUUCACUCAUAAGCAGCCAUUGCAUUUCUGGUAAAGAGAACCAAUCAGAAGAGGUAAAGAAGGCCUGGCCUACCCUCUCCUCCCGUGAAUUCACUCUAGAGAAAUCUUUGAUCUUUCAACCUAAACUGAGGAAAUGUCCCCAAAGACUCAUCUUGCCCUCAACCUGUUGUGUCCUUCCCAGCCCAGCAGAACUUCAUCCUCAAAAGCUCUCACACACUCACACCCAGCCCGAUCACCCCCCUACACACAGGACACGCAGCAACCUUCCAUCGCUUUACCGUCCAACCCUAUCACUGGACGUAAUAAAUCUACGACCCAGACAAACGCUCACUUCCGGUCGCUACAAACAUGAAACACAUACAGUCAAUACAUCUUAUCCUGUCUUACGCAUGCAGAAAUACCUGUCGCUAAACCAUAGACUGACCAUGGACACUUUUACGGCGAGAGAAGGGCCGAAGUCAUCCUGAGGAACCUUUUGAAGAACAUGAUCUCAUUCAAACAGAUUCUUGUGUGAUAAUAUGACCUAAAAGGAAUGAAUACAUUUUAGAUUGCAUCAGUUGUAUUGUGAGUUUAUAUUUCAAUGCACUGUAUUUAAAACCCAUAUACCUUGGCAAUCUACUGUCAGAAAUAAGAAAGAGAACAGCAUAUUAGUUGAGGAAGAGGAUUCCAGCACCUUUUUCCUGAGCACAAGCCUUUUUUUUAAUCAGUUUUCUUCAAAAAAAGAUCUUAUGCAGAAUAUUGACUGACCACUUCCAUAUAAUGGAAGCAUACCUUGGCCAGGGUCUAAGUUCCAAAAAAGACCAACAAGCACAUAAACAGUGCAUUUGACUAUACAACAGCUUGUAGAAUUUUGAUUUUUUUUGGGGGUGAAACACA
This is a messenger RNA of Sinocyclocheilus grahami, 2758 nucleotides long. It is a transcript of the gene ttll3, whose product is annotated as tubulin tyrosine ligase-like family, member 3. Gene Ontology annotation, molecular function: protein-glycine ligase activity, initiating. Gene Ontology annotation, biological process: protein polyglycylation; cilium movement; cilium assembly. The transcript has 12 exons. The record is from RefSeq and is a predicted model, not a curated record. Bases 1 to 2349 code for a protein of 782 amino acids. NCBI's taxonomy places the organism in Eukaryota, Metazoa, Chordata, Actinopteri, Cypriniformes, Cyprinidae. Gene Ontology annotation, cellular component: axoneme; microtubule cytoskeleton.